Messenger RNA from Naumovozyma castellii, 1710 nucleotides. RefSeq names its product serine/threonine protein kinase RCK2 (gene RCK2). The record is from RefSeq and is a predicted model, not a curated record. The coding region runs from base 1 to 1710 and encodes 569 amino acids. The transcript has a single exon. NCBI's taxonomy places the organism in Eukaryota, Fungi, Ascomycota, Saccharomycetes, Saccharomycetales, Saccharomycetaceae.
AUGAACAAAUUCAAAUCUAUAUUUAAGAGGAAAAAGGAGAACGAACCCAUGCAUGCAACAACAGCCAAUGUAACAACUAAAGUGGAGCGGGUGGUAAAAAGGGAUAGUGAUGAAGCAAAGAGUAAAAUAAGUGGCAAUUUGAACAUAAAUGCUAAGGGUUCUGGAAAUCCCUCUGGUAAAAAAAGGAAGGAGGAAUUAACAGAGGAAAAUAAUAGUACUAAGAGUUCUAUUAAUUCUAAUGUCUCAUCUUUACAUUCCUCUGAUGAUGACGAUUAUGACGACGAUGAAGAUGAAGGAUAUAGUGAGGAACUACAACCUGAGAAUUUAUUCCCCGAGCAGGUUGAAUUACAGGGAUAUACAUUGAUUGAAAAAGUAGGAGAGGGAGCUUUCUCGAAAGUAUUCAGGGCUGUUCCUCAAAGAAAUGGUCCUACGUCAUUUUUAUGUGAAAAUUACAAAGAAGUUGCCAUUAAAAUAAUCAAGAAAACUGCUCUUGUUGGUGAUGAUCCUAAAGCUGAUAUUCAUGUGGCAGAAUCUCAUAAUAGGAAACAUAGUAAGACAUCGAGUAAAGAACAAGUAUUGAAGGAGGUCUCCUUGCAUAAGGCUGUCUCGAGCGGAUGUCCACAAAUUGUUCAAUUUAUUGAUUUCCAAGAAUCUAAAACGUAUUAUUAUAUUGUUCAAGAAUUAAUACAUGGUGGUGAAAUCUUUGGGGAGAUUGUUAAAUAUACUUAUUUCAGUGAAGAUUUAUCGCGCCAUGUUAUCAAACAACUGGCUCUAGCUGUGCAACACUUACAUUCACUUGGGGUAGUUCAUAGAGAUAUUAAGCCAGAAAAUUUAUUAUUUGAACCUAUUGAAUUUAUCCCAUCAAAGGAACCAAAAUUAAGAAAAUCAGAUGAUCCAUCCACUAAAUCAGAUGAAGGUUUAUUUGUACCAGGAGUAGGUGGUGGUGGUAUUGGUGUAGUGAAAUUAGCCGAUUUUGGUCUAUCUAAACAAAUAUUUGCUACUAAUACAAAGACGCCAUGUGGUACUGUUGGAUACACUGCGCCUGAGGUUGUCAAGGACGAGCAUUAUUCCAUGAAAGUUGAUAUGUGGGGGGUUGGAUGUGUUCUAUACACAAUGCUUUGCGGAUUCCCACCAUUUUAUGAUGAAAAGAUUGACGUUUUAACUGAGAAGAUCUCUCGUGGUGAAUAUACAUUCUUACGACCUUGGUGGGACGAAAUUAGUGCUGGGGCUAAGAAUGCUGUUAUACGAUUACUAGAAGUGGAUCCUAAUAAGAGAUAUGAUAUUGAUGAGUUCUUAGAGGACCCCUGGCUAAAUACAUAUGAUUGUUUGAAAGAGCAAGAGGAAGACCAGAGAAGAGAGAUUGAAAACAUGGAGAAGAAAAAGAGGAAGAGUCACAGACAUAAGAUGUAUAAUUUUCAAAGGGAUGCAUCCAUACUGUACUCACCAGCUGCUGUAGCCAUGCGUGAUGCAUUCGACAUAAGUAAUGCAGUUCAACGUAUAGAGGAGGACAGAAGAGUAAACACUCCUACAUUAGGUGCGCUGGCCGAAGAUGAAGAAGAAGAAUUCUCCAAUGAAUUGAACCAUGAAGGGGUCAAUGGGCUGGAACAAGAUAUGUUCCAAUUGAAAUUAAAUUCUGCAACAAUAAUAAAGAGAAGGCAAGAAAAGAAACAUUUAGCAGAGAACGUGCCAGUGGAACCAAUCAAAGAAUAG